Molecule: messenger RNA, 4768 nt
Organism: Corvus hawaiiensis (hawaiian crow)
Lineage: Eukaryota; Metazoa; Chordata; Aves; Passeriformes; Corvidae
Gene: SGIP1
Product: SH3GL interacting endocytic adaptor 1
Exons: 26
Coding region: 387-2801 (804 amino acids)
Biological process (GO): synaptic vesicle endocytosis; clathrin-dependent endocytosis; clathrin coat assembly
Cellular component (GO): plasma membrane; clathrin-coated vesicle; cytoplasm
Source: RefSeq, a predicted model, not a curated record
CAUCGGCAGCUGGGUGCUGAUAGUGCCAAUCCCGGUUUUUCCGGGCGCUGGGAUGCGGCGGGGGCCCCGGGGACGGAGCCCGGGCUGUCCCCCCUGUCCCGGCGGGUGCUGUGCGGGAUGAGGAUCCCGGGGAUGCUCGUGGGAACCACUUCAGGAGAAGCCUGAGGGGGCUCGGAGCACUUUUCCUGCCAGGAAAAAAAAUACACCCGGACUUGCGGAGCUGCUGAAAGCCAGUUUCACCAGAAACGAUUUAAAAUCCCGCAUUUUCUUGGAUAAACCUGGCGGUACCCCCAUGACUUGGACUGUGCCCCCGGCAGGGCCCCCCCGGCCCUGGGGCAGCUCUGGGAAGAGGCUCCUUGGAAAUUGAGGAAUGCAAUUCUGCCACCAUGAUGGAAGGACUGAAAAAACGUACCCGGAAGGCCUUUGGCAUACGCAAGAAAGAAAAGGACACUGAUUCCACAGGGUCACCAGACAGGGAUGGCAUCAAGAAAACCAACGGAGCCCCGAAUGGAUUUUACGCGGAGAUCGACUGGGACAGAUAUAACUCACCUGAGCUGGAUGAGGAGGGAUACAGCAUCCGACCCGAGGAACCAGGAUCCACCAAAGGAAAGCACUUCUACUCCUCGAGCGAGUCGGAGGAGGAGGAGGAGGCACACAAGAAGUUCAACAUCAAGAUCAAGCCCCUGCAGGCCAAGGACGUCCUGCGCAGCGCGGCCACCGUGGACGAGCUCAAGGCCUCCAUAGGCAACAUCGCGCUGUCUCCCUCCCCCGUGAGGAAAAGUCCGCGGCGCAGCCCGGGCACGAUUAAAAGGAAUUUAUCCAGUGAGGAGAUCACGCGGCCCCGGCGCUCCACGCCCACGCCAGACCCUGCCAGCAGGAAAAGCGGGGAAGAUCCGGCGGCGCUGGCCCCGCUCUUCGGGCCCCCGCUGGAGUCGGCGUUCGAGGAGCAGAAGUUGGGUGCUGCUCUGGACCAGCCUGAGAUAUGGGGGUCAGCCCAGCCCGUCAACACAAACGUAGAGUCCCCAAAACCUCCAAGACCUUUUCCAACUGGAACCCCUCCGCCGCUCCCCCCGAAGAACAUCCCGGCCACGCCGCCGCGCACCGGCUCCCCCCUGCCCCUGGCACUCGGAGGGGACCAGGCAGCAGCAGAGCCCAAACGGGACAAACUCCCGUCCAUCAAUGACUUGGACAGCAUUUUUGGCCCCGUGCCGUCCCCCAAAUCUGUUGCUGCCACCGCGGAAGACAAGUGGGUCAAUUUUUCCGAUCAAUCCCCGGAAAACGCGCCUCCGGAAUUGUCGCCCCGGGACAAAGCGCCGUCCCCGCCGGCGGCCGCGGGCAGCCCGGCCAGCGCUCCGGCCGAGCAUCCCCGCCCGCUGCCCUCGCCGCUGCAGCUCGAAGACGUUCCCAAGAAGCUUUCCGAGCAGCCCCACCUUAAGGAUGAUUCCGCCGAGCCGGUCGCCUCUCCCAAAGAUUUUGGGCCGGGCCAAAGAGCCACCCCGCCGCCCCCUCCGCCGCCCACCUACCGCGCGGUGGUGUCGUCCCCCGGACCGGGCGCCAGCACGGGAAGCACCAGCGGUUCCUCGUCCCCGGCUCGCCCCGGAACGCCGCUGGCCACAUGUGGCACCCCCCCGCCGCCGCCGCCCCGGCCCCCGUCCCGGCCCAAGCUGCCCCCUGGCAAACCCCCCGUCAGCGACGUGUCCAGGCCUUUUAGCCCUCCCAUCCACUCCUCCAGCCCUCCUCCGAUAGCACCUCUAGCCCGUGCUGAAAGUACUUCUUCCAUAUCUUCCACCAAUUCCCUGAGUGCAGCCACCACUCCCACCGUCGAGGAUGAUGCUUUUAUUGCCAAACUGCCCGCGUUUGAAAGGCGCAGUGAAACGCCGGCAGAGAAUGAACAGCCUUCCCUCGUUUGGUUUGACAGAGGAAAGUUUUAUUUGACUUUCGAAGGCUCGUCGCGGGGGCCCAGCCCCCUCACCAUGGGGGCACAGGACACCCUGCCCGUGGCCGCCGCCUUCACCGAAACCGUCAACGCGUACUUCAAAGGGGCCGACCCCAACAAGUGCAUCGUGAAGAUCACGGGGGAAAUGGUGCUGUCCUUCCCGGCGGGCAUCACCCGACACUUUGCCAACAACCCCUCUCCAGCCGUGCUCACCUUCCGUGUGCUCAACUACAACAGGCUGGAGCACGUCCUGCCAAACCCCCAGCUCCUCUGCUGUGACAACGUGCAGAGUGACUCCAGCUCCAAGGAGUUCUGGGUCAACAUGCCAAACCUGAUGACUCACCUAAAGAAGGUAUCGGAACAGAAACCUCAAGCCACCUAUUACAAUGUGGAUAUGCUCAAAUACCAGGUAUCUGCCCAGGGUAUUCAGUCUACUCCAUUAAACCUUGCAGUGAGCUGGCGGUGUGACCCUGCAAGCACUGACCUGCGCAUCGACUACAAAUACAAUACAGAGGCAAUGACCACACCGGUAGCUCUAAACAACGUCCAGUUCCUCGUCCCCGUCGACGGAGGAGUAACCAAACUCCAAGCUGUGCUUCCUCCUGCUGUCUGGAAUGCUGAACAGCAAAGGAUAUUGUGGAAGAUCCCUGAUAUCUCCCAGAAGUCAGAAAAUGGAGGUGUGGGGUCGCUGCUGGCGCGGUUCCAGCUGUCGGAGGGCCCGAGCAGCCCAGCCCCGCUGGCCGUGCAGUUCACCAGCGAGGGCAGCACCUUGUCCAGCUGCGACAUCGAGCUGGUGGGCGCCGGGUACCGCUUCUCCCUCAUCAAGAAGAGGUUUGCGGCAGGUAAAUAUUUGGCGGAUAACUGAUGGAAGCUUAUGCAAGUCAAUGGAAAAUGCUAUGGAAAAUACCCAAGGACUGCUGUGCGUGGAACGGGUUUUAAUUACAGUUUAAGGAAAAUGAACUAAAUCCUGCACUCGGGACAUUUCUGUUGGAAGUGUCGACAACUUUCAGCAUUUUUUUCCUUGGAAAACACCGUCUUGACCAGUCCUCCAGUAUUUACUUCUAGAUGUAACAUUGUUAAUGGUUUUAAAAUGUAAUUAUUGUAUUUGUAAAUUGUACUCAUUCCAGUAAGGCUGUAUUUUGGCAGUUAGACACUUGAGUUUUAGCAUUUUACCAUUCAUGAAAUGGAUGUAAUUUAAACUGUGGUAUAUAAAUCUAAUAGUAGUACUGUUGAAUGGCACAAUGCUUACAGAGGUAGAUUACAUUUUGUCAAUAUAUACAAUUUAAAUACAAUACUGGUAGCUGUUAUGAAGGGGGUGCCUCAUCAAAAGAGAGUUCAGUAGAACCCACAGGCUGAUUUAAUUUUCCUUCAGUCCUUAGUACGUCUCACAGUGAUCAAUAAAAAGCUCAACCUCCAGGUUUAGCUGGUUUAACUCCAGAAAAAUAUCAUUGGAAAGAUGGAGGUUCCUAGGACAGUCUCCCAGGAAGAAAAUCUCACUUUUACAAGGAGUAUUUACUCCAACUUUCCAGCCCUGUGUUCUCUCACAGCUGCAGAUUCCCUGUUGGAAUCCCAGCAGCUCUUCCCUGCCCCGUGUCCGUGUAUUUUGCAGGGAUACAGAUAAGGAAAGAAGCAGCAAAGAGGCUGGGUGGUAGCUCUGAGCUCACAGCACUGGCAUAAAAUGUCACUGCUGGCUUUAAGGAUGUGUUUUCCGAGCCGCCUCCGGAUGUUCGGUUGCAUUUUUAUGUUGCUUUGCUCGCUUUUUUCUGCCUUUCCCCCCCAUUUUUGAAAGCUCUACGGGUUUAGAAAAUGCUUUAAGGAAUUGCAGCCGCACCUGCUUCUCUAUUUUAGCACUGAGGCAGGAAAAUGCAUACGGAAAAACACUGGGAAACAAUUCCCCAGGGAACAGGAGCAGCAUGGAGGCUGUUGAGAGCAGUCAGGGCAGAAGCCAGCUCGCCAGCAUUGGGAGCAGCUGUCCUGUGGAGAUGGGAAAACACAUGGAAGUGCUAAACUGGAGGAUGGGGGACAAAAUAUUAUCCCUCUGUGUUUUCCCUGGGAGCUGGUGUCCCACUGUGUGCUGCUCGUUCCCAUGGAUCCUGGUCUCAUCCUACUCCUGGCAACACGGUGAGAGCGUUGGUGGCAUUAAUGGUGCUGCAUCUGCCGAGAUGAGCUUGGUGACUGGGAGAACUUGGCAGUAUUGGGAGAAAAAAAUGAAGGAAUCUCUGUGAAAUUAAACACAGAUGCCCAGAGGAGCACAGGAGCAUCCAUUGACCGGGGUGCUGGGACUUUGGGAAUGUGUAAGAUGACAAAAAGUGCUGAUUUUACAGUCACAAGUGUUGCCAGGAUUGGGGUGGUGCAUUUACAUUGGAAAACAGCCUGGGAAUGUUGGGAAUUGCUUGCUCACAGCGCAGUUUGAUGUAGGAGAACAGAGACCUGUGCCCAUCUGAAAAGAAAAGAAGGAAAUGUGGGGAUAUUUCAGGUGUGAGGUGACUGCCAGGCUGAGAUAGGGGCGUGAGUUGUGUGUGUGUUCACAAAGGCAGCAGCAGGAAAGGAAGAGCACAAUUCACUCCUGCAGCUUCCCACUUCUUGGCAGAUUUUGGGAGUGUGCUCCUCAGUGUUCCACUCCAUUAAUGAUUUCCCCCCUGAACUAGAAAUUUGUAUAAAGUGUGUAACUCGCCCCUUUCUGACACAGAAAUGUAGGGCAAACCCUAAGAAUCAGGUUUAUGGUGUGUACAAUUGUUCCAAAGCCAUCCUUCCAAAAGAGAUCUAGGGCAUAGGCCUGAAAAGAACGGUUUUAUAAUGUAAAUAUUGCCAGAACAUAGAGAUUUUACUUUA